Glycine soja is the source of this 1143-nucleotide messenger RNA. Its product is annotated as beta-glucosidase 13-like. Bases 459 to 770 code for a protein of 103 amino acids. Lineage: Eukaryota; Viridiplantae; Streptophyta; Magnoliopsida; Fabales; Fabaceae. Gene Ontology annotation, biological process: carbohydrate metabolic process. Gene Ontology annotation, molecular function: beta-glucosidase activity. The transcript has 4 exons. The record is from RefSeq and is a predicted model, not a curated record.
UUACAACUGUUGUGUAAAAACUCUGCUCCACAAAACCCAGAACCCUCUCUAGCACUAUCAGACUCCAAAACCCUCAAGCUCCCUCGCGACUUCAACAUCGUUGCAGAACUCGUUGCCGCGCUUCUGAAUCUUCCACGGCGGCGGCGUUUCCCUUUCUCCAUGGCGGCGCGAGUCCACUCCUCCGCGGCAGCGGCUCCGCCUUCGUCCCUCAGCGAACGUCUGAAUCAAAUCCCUCUUAAUAAUAAACAAAUUCGCAUGGCCAUCAUAAGCAAAAGAGCGCGCACGCACAGGAUUAGGGUUUCGAACGUAACGAUUUUGGAGCUUCCAUUUUGAUUUUGACUUGCGCUCAAUCAGGCAAGAUUUGGCAAAUUAUGCAGAAGUAUGCUUCAGGGAAUUUGGUGACAGGCUUAAGCACUGGAUUACAUUAAACGAGCCAGUGCUAUAUAACUCCGGAGGUUAUGAGAUGCUCCAAGUGUUUUGCUAACUGCACUGCUGGUGAUUCUACUACCGAACCCUAUGUAGUUACACACCACCUCAUUCUUGCUCAUGUUGCAGUAGUAAAAGUAUACAGGGAGAAGUUCCAGGCUUCUCAGAAAGGUCAAAUUGGGGUAACACUGAAUUCUGCCUGGGUUGUGCCACUUGUUCAAUCAAAAGAGGACAGAGAAGCUGCAUAUCGAGGUCUUGCUUUUAUGUAUGACUGCUUGUAUGGCCAGUAUGGGUCUUUCUUAAUCUUAGGUUGCUUGCCUUUCUUAUGGAUGCACUUACUUUAAGGGUCGUGCUUGCACGCAGAUGCACUCAUCAGACGGGCAGAAAUAUAUCAGGAUUACAUGAAGCAGAUCCCAAUCCCAAAUCAUUGAGGCACUAUGAUCCCAUUUACCUCAUGGAUGGGAUUAAGCAGAUCCAUGAAGCAAAUAUACGGACAGCCUCUUAAUUGCCUCGCAAAUAUUCUCCUCGAGCAAUGGGGUCAGUUGAGAAUUGGCAGUGAGGAUGAAUUAGCAUCUUUGAUGUAUUAUAAGUGUUCUCUGUUAUUAACUUUCUUUUAAAAUGUGUAUAGAGGAGAAAGUUCUUUAGCUCUAUUCUUUUUUGUCCAACUUAAUUUGACUGUUCUGUUAAUAUAGUAAUUUGCUUGUCGUGUUUGAUAAA